Molecule: messenger RNA, 1110 nt
Organism: Ambispora gerdemannii
Lineage: Eukaryota; Fungi; Glomeromycota; Glomeromycetes; Archaeosporales; Ambisporaceae
Source: the annotation of a GenBank genome assembly
AUGUCUGGACACGAAGCAUUCGAAAAAUUAAAUACACAUUGUCUCGAAACAAUUUGCGAAGAGCCACAUUUGAUCUUUAAGUCGGAUGAUUUUUUGUCUUUGGAUGAACCGAUGUUAAUCUGGCUUUUAAAACGUGAUGAUCUUGGACUGGAUGAAAUUGAAGUUUGGGAUUAUACUAUUCAAUGGGGUAUCGGGAAUACGGAAAAUUUGAGUUCGCAUGAUGUUUUGAUGUGGACGGUUGAUGAUUUCAUCGCGCUCGAGAAAACCCUGCAUCAAUGCAUUCCAUUGAUUCGCUAUUUUGAAAUUGCGGCGGAUGAUUAUGCAGAAAAAGUUAUUCCGUAUAAAAAAAUACUACCAAAAAAUUUAAAAAAGCAACUUUUGACGUUUCAUUUGACAGCUGGAAGCGAACCACCGUUGAGCGCGUUGCCACCAAGAGUUUUGUGUGCGACUGUUGCAAUUGAUUCGGUUAUCACUAAUCCAAGACACGCUGCUCUUAUUGCCUCUUGGAUUAAACGUAGAUUAGAAACUGAUAUUUCCGAAUAUAAAUUUAAUUUGAUUUUACGUGGAAGUCGAGAUGGCUUCAGUAAUUCAAUCUUUCGUCAGACAUGUGCGCAUUUAUCUAGCACCGUAGUUUUGAUAAAAAUUCGUGGAUCAGGAAAAAUUAUCGGUGGUUAUCAAGCGGGAAGAUGGUUCAAUGAUUAUCUAAAGAAAAACAUGGAUAAUUUAUUAGAUGACGACGACUCCAUUCUUGAAUUUCCAUCUCGUCGUCCUCGACAAUUAUCCAAUCCUGAAAUGGCGUCAAAUUUAAAUUUCUUAUUUUCUCUUGGAACCGGCAAAAAUUUGAGAUCCGUUCAACUCUCCUUCGCUGAGCAACGCAUAUACAAUAGCAGUCAACGAAAUAAUAAUACACAUUCCGGACCAUUCUUUUAUAAUGAUCUAUUUAUUAGCGACCAAGCGAAUUCGAAUAGACUUAGUUGGUAUCAAUGUCAAACGUAUCAACCGAAUCUUUUUAAUGGGCAAAUCGGACAACAUUUUUUCCAAGUUGAAGAAUAUGAGGUAUUUCAAGCGGUAGUCCUAAUGAAACUCGAAAGCUAUCCGGAGAAAUUUUAA